Camarhynchus parvulus is the source of this 599-nucleotide messenger RNA. It is a transcript of the gene NDUFAF8, whose product is annotated as NADH:ubiquinone oxidoreductase complex assembly factor 8. Gene Ontology annotation, cellular component: mitochondrion. Gene Ontology annotation, biological process: mitochondrial respiratory chain complex I assembly. The record is from RefSeq and is a predicted model, not a curated record. The coding region runs from base 1 to 213 and encodes 70 amino acids. NCBI's taxonomy places the organism in Eukaryota, Metazoa, Chordata, Aves, Passeriformes, Thraupidae. The transcript is spliced from 3 exons.
AUGUCGGGGCGCGGAGUGUGGCUGCGGGCGCGGGCGCGGCUGCGGCGCUUCCCGGCGGCGCUGGCGGCCUGCGGGGACCAGGCCGCGGCCUACGGGCGGUGCGUGGCGGCGGCGGCGGCGGGACCGGCGGAGCUGCGGCGGGACGCGUGCCUGGAGGAGUUCCAGGCGCUGCGGGAGUGCUUCGCCCGCGCGGCAAAGGCGACGCCCAAGUGACCCCGGAGACGCUCGUGGGGAAUGAGACCCUCAAAGCACCGGUUUGUCCCCAAAUGACGGAGCCCCCCCGGGCCCGGAGCUGCCCUCCCGCUCCCCGGCCCGGAGGCGGCUCAGGCCCGGGCUGGGUGAAGGUCACAGAUCUAUUUUUAUUUAUUAAAAAAGAAACUAAUUCAGAUCAGAAUGCUUCAGCUUAUUUUAUUGAUGGGCUCAGCCCGCACUCCGGGCUCUCCGUGCCAGCGUCCCACCCGCCCCGGGGAGCCGAUCCCGGCGGGACAAGGCAGCUCCCGCCGGCUCCAGCCCAGCCCGGGGUGCCCACGGCAUUCCCAGGAGCAGGAACGUCAGGAGCAUCUUUGGUCCCUUCUGUUCACACAGAGAACAACGAACAG